This is a messenger RNA of Pichia membranifaciens NRRL Y-2026, 570 nucleotides long. RefSeq lists its product as hypothetical. Gene Ontology annotation, molecular function: GMP kinase activity. Gene Ontology annotation, cellular component: cytosol. The coding region runs from base 1 to 570 and encodes 189 amino acids. Gene Ontology annotation, biological process: purine nucleotide metabolic process. The transcript has a single exon. The record is from RefSeq and is a predicted model, not a curated record. NCBI's taxonomy places the organism in Eukaryota, Fungi, Ascomycota, Pichiomycetes, Pichiales, Pichiaceae.
AUGGCUGGCCGUCCUAUCGUUAUCUCUGGUCCUUCAGGUACCGGUAAGUCCACUCUUUUAAAACGUUUGAUGACAGAAUACCCAAACACCUUUGGAUUUUCCAUCUCAAACACCACCAGAUCCCCAAGACCCGGCGAGAAGGACGCUAUCGACUAUUACUUUGUCACUGUUGAAAAGUUCAAGAACAUGAUCAACAACAAGGAGUUCAUCGAGUGGGCGCAAUUUUCCGGCAACUAUUACGGUACCUCGAUUGCUGCUGUCAAACACGUGUCGGAGUCUCUGAAGAGAACAUGUAUUUUGGACAUCGAUAUGCAAGGUGUGAAGUCUGUCAAGAAGACCGACUUGAACGCCAGAUACCUGUUCCUUUCUCCUCCCUCGAUCGAGGAAUUGAAGAAGAGAUUAGAAGGUAGAGGAACAGAGACCCCCGAGUCUCUUGCCAAGAGAGUCGGUGCAGCAUCUGCUGAAAUGGAGUAUGCUAAGACUGGUGCACACGACAAGAUCAUCAUCAAUGAUGACUUGGAGAAAACCUACAAGGAGUUUAAAGAGUUCAUCUUCUCCGAACCAGUUUGA